This is a messenger RNA of Ficedula albicollis (Collared flycatcher), 1339 nucleotides long. RefSeq lists its product as uncharacterized. The coding region runs from base 1 to 870 and encodes 289 amino acids. Lineage: Eukaryota; Metazoa; Chordata; Aves; Passeriformes; Muscicapidae. Gene Ontology annotation, biological process: signal transduction. The record is from RefSeq and is a predicted model, not a curated record. The transcript is spliced from 3 exons.
AUGGCGUAUCCUGGCUUCUCAUUUACCGCCUCAGCCUUCUCAAAAACGCACUGCACAGCAAAACUGCUGCCAGCAGGAGUGUGGCUUUUCUCUCCCCACUCCCUUUUCCUUGUGCACCCCUUUUCCUCUGCCCUUCUACUCUUAGAUACCACUGAAGCCGUGUUCGACUUCAUCCAGAGGAGCCGCAGGAUGAUCGUGGUCCUGAGUCCCGAUUACUUGACAGAGAAGAGCAUCAGCCUCCUGGAGUUCAAGCUGGGCAUCAUGUGCCAGAACGCCAUAGCCACCAAGCUCAUCGUGGUGGAGUACAGGCCGCUGCAGUGCACCCACCCCAGCAUCCUGCAGCUGAAGGAAUCUGUCUCCUUCGUCACCUGGAAGGGGGAGAAGUCCAAGCGCUCGGGCUCGCAGUUCUGGAAGGCGCUGCGGCUCCCCCUCGCCCUGCCGCUGCGCAGCCUGAGCGCCAGCGCCGGCUGGAACGAGAGCUGCUCCUCGCAGUCCGACAUCAGCCUGGACCCCGUCCAGAGGAGAAGGAGCCGCUUGAAAGGGCAGCCCGACCCGCGGGGAGCCACUCCUGUGACUCUCGCUCACGGAGGGACGGCCUCGGCCUCCGAGUCAAAGGCCAAGCAGCGAGCCAAGCGCUUCCUGACGUGCCGGUGUUGUGGGACCCAGUGCCAUGGCAGCAGCAGACACAAGCAGCAGGCCGUGGCUGAGCCCAGGUGGGACAGUCACCUCUGCAACCCGGGCUCGGGCAGGGCCCCGGCACAGGCCCUCCAGGGCAGGGCCCGAGCCGAGCCCCCGCCGGCACAGGGCCCCGCUCUCGCCCUCUGCCAUUACAGUGACCUGUCCAACAACAAUGACUUCUACGUGCUCUAGCACACAGGCUGCUGCUGCUGGGCCGGUGAAGGAAACUCACUGCGGCCUCGGGAUGUGUUUACCGUGUCACAGGCUGGCACGGUGCCACUAAGUGUCAGUGCCAUACCUGCAUGGAGGACUGCAGCAAUGUCACUGCUGCUGCCCCGAGCCAGGGCCUGCAGCCACGCACAGAGCAGCGGCUGGGGCCUUCCUGCCCGGUGCUUCUCCUGAAUUUGAAUUGCAGACGGAGCUGAAAAUGUUUCUCUGGCGUUGCUUUUCCCUGGCUGUGUUUGCGGCAGGGCUGCUGCUGGGGUGGGUGCACAGGGCAGGUGCCAGCUGGGGCUGGGGAGGGAGCAGGGAGAGGCCGUCCUGCUGCCAGCAACCUCGGGAGAAAGGGGAGCAAGCCUGCUUUUUGCAAAGGCUAAAACUUAGCUGCUAAUGAGGGUCAUGGGAGCCCCUGCCACUGCAGUUAUCUGCUGUGGUCUAAAAG